AGAGCCUCAGGAGACACCAUGAGGGUCCUCACCACUGCUCUCUGCCUGGCAUGGGCCCUGGCCCUCGCCUGCGCCCACCCUCUGAUCCACAGCAAACAACAGGCAGCUGGAGGGGGUCACCCCCAUGGCGCUGAGACCCCCGGCAACGACACAGGUGAGAGCCCACGGCAGCGGGAGGGAGGCAGAGUCACAGACCUGGCCCAGCUGUGUGCGGAUGAGAGCGGCUUCGACGCCACCACGCUCAGCGAGAACGGCACCAUGCUCUUCUUCAGAGGCGAGGAGGUGUGGGAGAGCUCCUGGAGGGACCCCCGGCCCCACGUCCGCCCCCUGCACACAUCCUGGCCCGAGCUGAGUGGCCCCGUGGACGCGGCGCUGCGCCUGCCCCUCCGGCAGCACCCCGGGCACAGCCACGGCCUUUACCUCUUCCAGGGAGAGCAGGUCUGGGCGUACGCCGACGGGCAGCUGCUGCCCGGCUUCCCGCGGCGAGUGGAGGACGAGUUCCCGGGGGUCCCCGGGGGACUGGACGCGGCCGUCGAGUGCCCCGCCGAGGAGUGCGGGGGCGAGAGUAUCCUCUUCUUCAAGGGGGACGAGGUAUGGGCGUUCGACGUGUCGCUGCGGGUGACGAAGCCGCGCGUGUGGCCGGGGCUGGGGCCGUGCGGGGCUGCCCUGCGCUGGCUGGAGCGUUUCUACUGCCUGCGGGGCACCGGCUUCCAGCGCUUCCACCCCCUCACCGGCCCCCUGAGCCCCGCCCGCACCCGCGACCUCCGCGACUACUUCAUACCCUGCCCGGGACGAGGGCACGGGCAGGGGAACGCCUCGUGGGGGGAUGCCGGGGAGCCCUGCAGCCAGAUGCCCUUCCAGGCCCUGCUCUCUGACGACACCGGGCGCAUCUACGCCUUCCGUGGGAAUCUGUCCUUCCGCCUCGACUCGCUGCGGGACGGGCUCCACGCGUGGCCCGUGGGACAGAGCUGGCCGGGACUGGAGGGGGAAGUGGACGCUGCCUUCGCCUGGGAGGGACGCUCCUACCUGAUCCAGGGCUCCCAGGUCUCCGCCUUCCUCUCGGGGCAGGGCCACCGGCCCGUCCUGGGCUACCCGCGGCCGCUGCAGGAUGAGCUGGGGGUCCCCAGCGCCGACGCCGCCUUCACCUGCCCCGGCUCCGCGCAGCUCUACCUCAUCUCAGGGAGCAGCAUCCGGACCGUGGACCUGUCGCAGACGCCGCGGUGGGCGGGACCCGCGGUGCCGCUGCCCCACGACGCCGUGGACGGGGCCAUGUGCACCUCCGACGGCGUCUUCCUGUUCCACGGCCCCCGCUUCGCCCGGUACGAUGGCGUGGGCGAGCUGCUGGCGGCGCGGGAGCCCGCAGCCCUCGGCAGCAUCUCCGCGCGCUUCCUGGGCUGCCCGCAAUAAACACCGCACAGAC
Colius striatus (speckled mousebird) is the source of this 1420-nucleotide messenger RNA. RefSeq names its product hemopexin (gene HPX). The transcript has 10 exons. The coding region runs from base 19 to 1407 and encodes 462 amino acids. NCBI's taxonomy places the organism in Eukaryota, Metazoa, Chordata, Aves, Coliiformes, Coliidae. The record is from RefSeq and is a predicted model, not a curated record.